Messenger RNA from Helicoverpa armigera (cotton bollworm), 1600 nucleotides. RefSeq lists its product as uncharacterized. The coding region runs from base 194 to 1567 and encodes 457 amino acids. The transcript has 5 exons. The record is from RefSeq and is a predicted model, not a curated record. Lineage: Eukaryota; Metazoa; Arthropoda; Insecta; Lepidoptera; Noctuidae.
GCAGGUAUGUCAUAUAAAAUUAAACAAGAUUUGGUAACUUCUGGCCUGGCAGAAAAAGCAUUGAAAACACAAUUUACGAUACACCUAAUUUCUUGAAAAUUGAAGAAAAAAUUUGCUUUAACUAUGUAAAUCAUAUAUUUAGCGCGUCAGUUAGUCAAAACACAAUCAAAUAAUAUUUGCCUCGAAUCGUGAUAUGGAGUUUUUGGAUUCGCUGGAUCUAGACACUAUCGAUAAGAAGUCGCACCGGGUGCGGUCUUGGUAUCUGUACGAGCAAUAUAAAUCUCUCGAAAGAAGUCAGUUGGAUGCCGCGCAGAAACUGAAAGAUCGCUCCUACCAGGAGAGAAUUCUGCGCCAGGAAUUGUCGGAAAGAAGAGCCAGACGCAAACUAUACGAUCAAUUCGGACUUUGUCAGAGCGAGUCAAGAUUAAAGAAAGAGAGGAGCGACAGUACCAGGAGUUCAGUGAGUGCCAGUAACGACGACUUCUUCGAGAGUUUCUGCGUCUUGCAAGACGACGAACGUGUUACCCAAAUUACGGGAACCGAGUUUUCUGAAGAUUCCUUCAGUCAAGACGGCUUGUCGGCUAGUAAAUGCUGCAUAAACGAUUUCAAAACUGAAGAGCACAAGGAUGACUGCAGCUAUACUGAGAGCGUAAAUAGCGUAGUAGAGAAUUUGAAACCUUUUAACGACGAGUUUUUACCAACAAAAGAAAAAAUGGAGCUUUCGCAGAACUCUAUAGUAGAAGAUAUAAUAAAUAUGCAACUUGACUCGGUCAAAGAGGAUAUUCUAUGUUUAGAAAACUUAGCAAAAAUUGAAGACGUUGAUAAAAUAUCUGAAGACGAAAGUUUGAACACCGUUGAUGAAUGCGAGUCGAAGCCUGAUACGGUUAGCGAAAAAACUGUUCAGGAAUAUAAUAAUAACGUAAUCGCAAUAUGGUCCCGGCUAGUCUCGUUCGCAUAUCAAGUUGUACAAUUAAACCAUGGCAACUGCUACUGUGACUACAGCUCGCAGUUCCUGACGGCGGUGCUGGCGUGUGAUGUGUUGCGAAGGGGCGUCAACAGAAUGUGUAAUAUUUUGCAGCCUUACGUCUCACCAAUAAAGUUUGCUACUGACGAUUCGGACGUGUCCAACCCGAUUUUUAAUUUAAAUAAGAAACGGAAAAAAUUAGUACAAUCAAGAAAAUGCAGGAAAAUAUGUGAUAAGCCAUUAUCAAGCAAGAAAGCAAAAACAUGGUCCAAAACAAGACGGUCAAAUCGAAAAUACUCAGAAAACUGUUGGCAAGCGCUUGGUAAGAAUUCGAUUGGUCGGACCGAUACCUAUCCGAGGACUCGGCACGCGAGCGAACCAUGGCGCAGUGCUGCCAAGUUUUACACUUCCAGAGACGAAUACAGCCUCCCUUCUUCCGCAAGUAGCAGUAUAUGGCCAGACAUUUGGCAAGAACGAGUUCCUAAACUCUCGAGAAAACGCUAUUGUUGUUACCACAACAAGGCCUUGAAUCCGAUGUUGAAAAUAGCUCAUUAUAUAGAUAGAAUAUUAAAGGACAUUGACGACUCUAAGCAUGAUAUGUGAAAUUUUUGUUACACAUUAAAAUAAUAAUUACAA